Messenger RNA from Danaus plexippus (monarch butterfly), 1733 nucleotides. Its product is annotated as targeting protein for Xklp2-like. Gene Ontology annotation, biological process: regulation of mitotic spindle organization; activation of protein kinase activity. The record is from RefSeq and is a predicted model, not a curated record. The coding region runs from base 120 to 1565 and encodes 481 amino acids. Gene Ontology annotation, cellular component: microtubule; spindle. The transcript has a single exon. NCBI's taxonomy places the organism in Eukaryota, Metazoa, Arthropoda, Insecta, Lepidoptera, Nymphalidae.
UCUGUGACAAUUGACAGCGGUUUGCAUAAUAUUUUUCAAAUGCAUUUAAAAUAACGGUUUGACGUUGAACAAAGUAGGAUUUAAUUGGAUUUUGUUUUAAGUAUUUCAUUGAGUUUACCAUGUCUAAAAAUUUUAUAACAAGAUAUCGAGGUGAAAUUUACAAUACACCUACUGGAAAAUUAUAUAUCAAAGAUGAACCAAUCUCACCAACUGAAGAAGAUUUUGGUGUUCACUAUAACUUGGACUAUCCCAUAGAAGACAACUAUGCUAUGAAAAAAUCACUUUCUAUGAACGACAUAGCUUCGCUCAGAGAAGAUUUUUUAAAACUUGAGGUUACUAGUAACCAGGAUGAUAUGUAUUCUAGAUACAAGAAACAUUGUGAAACCCAAAUGCUAUCAAAAACAAAGUUUGUUUCCGUGGCCGAAGCAAUAUAUCACUAUCAGAGAGAUACACCAGACAGGUUUCACUCAUCCAGACCUCGCAUAUUCCGUCCUCAACGUAACACGGGACACACUGGACUGACUGUGCCCCAAUCACCAAUGUUAAGAUGUAAGGCUCGUUCUCGCCCUCAACAUGUACUCUCACAGAAAGAAAAGGAAGAAAUGGAACUUCAAGAAAUUAAGAAAUUUAAAAUAAAGGCUAAUCCUAUUCCCAAAAGUGUAAUUGAAGGCCCUAAGCAUCUUCCAGAAGUGUCUAAGAAGCCUAUCACAGUUCCAGAACCCUUUAAUCUGACUGAAAUACAAAAGAAGGUCGCUCAGUCCCCUGACCAUGUUCAAAAUUUCAAGGCAAGACCUGCACCUAAACAUAUUCUAGAGAAACCACAUAUCCCUACUAAGCCACCAUCAUCUUUAACAAAACCGGUUAGCCCCAAAUUUCAUUACAAGCGAGCAAAUUCCGCCGAUCACAUCAAAAAUGAUAUUAAAAUUAGUAAUCCACCUGUUAAUGCCAAAAAGGCAGAAAAGUGUGAAAAAACUGUACAACGUCUUGGUCCUGUGAAACCUGAACCAUUUUCGUUUGAGAAGAGAGAUGAAGAAUUAAAGAGGAAGAGAGAAGAACGCAUCAAGCAGCAGAUGGAGGAGGAACGGAGGCUUGCAACUCAAUUCAAGGCCCAGCCGUUGCCAGCGGCUGUGAAGAAAAGGAUGCAGAAUGUUCAUUCUAGUCAUCCAUCAGAUGCCUCAUCUGAAAACAAAGAAAACCAAACCCAUGCAAAAUUUGAAGCAAAACCUCCAGUUGUUCUCUACAAGGAGCCUUUCAAACCGGUACUUAAACCAGUCCAACUGAAAAAACCGAUGCCAUUCGAUUUAACAACAACAAAGAGAGCUGCUGAAAGAGAACUGUUUGAAAAGCAAUUGAAAGAGAAAGAAGAGGAAAAUGAAAGAUUGAGACUUCAAAAGGAAAGAGAAAAACAAGAGGCUGAGGAACGAGCUAUAGCUGAAUUAAGAGCGAAGCUGGUACAUCACGCCAAACCAGUACCAGCAUUACACCCAUUCAUUCCUGGAAAGUCUGAUGCACCUAUAACAGUUCCAGAAACACCUAAAUUUGUUAGAAGAAUGAAACAACAUUAACUAGACUUUAUUUUAGAUUUUUAUUGAUCAUGAAUAUCUUUACUUUUAGACUAAUUUAGUUUCUAAAUGACAUGUUCUUGUUAUAAACUUGUCUGUAAUUAUGGACUGUGCCAAUUUUUUAAAAUAAUGGGCUGUAAAUUUUCAAACUGAAUAUAAAUACAGAAAACA